AUGAGCUCUGACACGGGCUUAGAGCCUCUGCGUGGUUCGUGCUCAUGUGGCCGUAAUCGAUAUUUGAUUCGAAUCCCGGAAGAUGUGACCGACCACGCGCACAUCUACUUCGAUAGCAGUUCUGACAACCGUAGACACCACGGCACUCCUCUUACGGCAUGGCUACGGGUCCCCUUGGAUUGGUUUGAAUCUCACACGCGGUCCUACUUCCCCGACGAAACGCAUAAUACUAUCCGUCGCACUUUCACACCUCGUCACGAUCCACACACUCGGCGCAAUUUCUGUGGAUUCUGUGGCACACCGUUGACGUACUGGACGGAAUCGCCUCGAGACGAAGCAGAGUUCAUGUCCGUGAGCAUUGGCAGUCUCUACGGCAGAGACCAGCAUCUGCUGGAAGACUUGGACCUGCUCCCUGGGUCUUCGGAAGAGGAAGAAUCAGAAGAAGAGUCAGAGGCCGAUGAAGAAGUACCAGCCAGUAGAGAUCCAGUUCCAGUCUCUACUACAACUGCUGCAGCACCAUCGUCGUCUUCAGUUGUCGUGCCCACGUUAGCAAGCGAGCCCCUUCGAAGCUACCGAUCCGGGACGAUGAGUGGAAUUCCCUGGUUCGAAGAAAUGAUCGAAGGAAGUCGACUAGGUCGUCUGAUGAAGGCCAGGCGUGGUAUGGGAGUGAGUGACGACGACUCUACGAAAUUUGCGUGGGAAGCUAGUGAGUGGCACGAUGAUGGAACUACUGGCGCCAUACGACAGACACAAUACUCCACCUUCAGUAGCAGCUCUGGGAAGAGGAAACGAAUCUCUCGGGGCGACGCGGGAGUUGGCAGCUCGCGACAAAAGCGAAGAGAUUCUCCUUGA
Aspergillus ruber CBS 135680 is the source of this 852-nucleotide messenger RNA. RefSeq lists its product as uncharacterized. The transcript is spliced from 2 exons. The record is from RefSeq and is a predicted model, not a curated record. Gene Ontology annotation, molecular function: carbon-sulfur lyase activity. Bases 1 to 852 code for a protein of 283 amino acids. Lineage: Eukaryota; Fungi; Ascomycota; Eurotiomycetes; Eurotiales; Aspergillaceae.